UUCAUGCGUCUGACGCUAGUAAGAUACAAGCCUCCAUCGUGUGCACACUGUGACAUUUACUUACUGAAGAAUUUAUAUUUAUUAUCAAUUAAUAUUAUUAAGUUGAUUUGAAAAUUUAUAAAAUUUCGUAAAAUCUCCAAGAUGUCACAAGACAUAUCUGGUAUGCAAACUGCUGGAGUUAAUUCAGAAGUACCAACAACAUUGGGAAAUAUACCAUCAGUUAAUUCAACAAGUCAAAUACCAAAUAUGAAUCCAACUCUACAAACAUCAGUACACUCCCAACCUCAACAACAGCCACCACAACAGCAACAAUUCACUCCACAGAUAAAAUCUCAACCACAACAACUGCCUCAGUCUAAUACUCAAAAUGCAUCUCUGGAUUACCAUCAAUUUUUAACCAAAUCAAGACUACAAGAUUUAGUCAAAGAAAUAGAUCCAACAGAGCAGCUUGAUGAAGAAGUUGAAGAAAUGUUGUUACAAUUAGCUGAUGAUUUUGUUGAAACAACAAUCAAUGCUGCUUGUUUAUUAGCUAAGCAUCGUCAUGCAAAUACAGUUGAAGUCAAAGAUGUGCAAUUGCAUUUAGAGAAAAAUUGGAAUAUGUGGAUACCAGGUUUUGGCACAGAUGAGAUUCGUCCUUACAAGCGAGCAACGGUAACUGAGGCACAUAAACAAAGAUUAGCUCUGAUUCGUAAAUCCAUAAAAAAAUAUUAGCACUGCGACAGACAAUCACAAAUUUCAUUUUGUAUGCGUUUUGAAAACUAUUUUCAUUAAUCAGUGAUAUCUACUCGUUCUAUGAGUAUACCGUGAAUGUAUCGAAAGACUGUAUCAUAUAAUAAAUAUAAAUAAUCAGUGUGCUUAGGAUAACUGAUUUAUAUUAACUUUAUUUGUUCUGAGAGCAAUUAAAUGUAAAAUAAAGAAAAAACUUUUGUAUGAUACCUAUGAAAAUAAAUAAUUAGUUAGAAUUGA
Phymastichus coffea is the source of this 966-nucleotide messenger RNA. RefSeq names its product transcription initiation factor TFIID subunit 12 (gene Taf12). The transcript is spliced from 4 exons. NCBI's taxonomy places the organism in Eukaryota, Metazoa, Arthropoda, Insecta, Hymenoptera, Eulophidae. The record is from RefSeq and is a predicted model, not a curated record. Gene Ontology annotation, biological process: DNA-templated transcription initiation; RNA polymerase II preinitiation complex assembly. Gene Ontology annotation, molecular function: DNA binding; TBP-class protein binding; protein heterodimerization activity. The coding region runs from base 142 to 711 and encodes 189 amino acids. Gene Ontology annotation, cellular component: SAGA complex; SLIK (SAGA-like) complex; transcription factor TFIID complex.